AGUUAUCAUCGUAUGUUUACAGACAGUAUGAAAAACAAGGCAACCCAUGCCUUGUUAACGCCGUGUGAUACAGCGAACACACACACACACACACACACACAACAAACACUCUCUUACGCUUCCUUGCUCUGGGCUUUUGAAGUCGUCGAAACUCCAACGCAAUAGCAAAAGCCAAAAAAAAAAACCCCGCACGCACGUCAGUCAAAACAAACAAGCAAACCUGCACUCUUUUUCUUUUGCAAAGAUAGUACAAGAGGUUUGGUCCACAUGCUUUUAAUUCGUUUUCUUUUUUUUCCCUUCUGUAUUCGUCCAUGGAUUGCUGUUGUGACUCUUCUCCUCUCUUUAUACACUGACGAAUACGCUUACGGAAGACACACACACACACUCACACAUAUGCUUAUCCAAACAUACAUCCUCCCCCUACGUAGCCUCCUCUACGCUUUUCUUUUCCUUUCUGCGUGUUAUCGGGGCUGCCCACCUCUCUUUCACGCGCAAGAGAGGGUUCGCCGUAAUUAUAAACGGUAGUUCAUUUUUGUUGGAUGUAUGUGUUUAAAUAUACAGCGCUCAAAACGAAUAAAUACGAAAAAUGAAUCAGUACCUCGCAGAGUUGUGAGAGCUGGUCCAACCAGCAAAGACGCACUUAGCGUCUCCUAAAGUGUUCCACUUCGCCGUCAGUCUUCUCUUAUCGAUUUACCGUGCUCUUCUGCUCAACCCUUUCCAGCAUCUUUGCAUGCUUGUACACGUACAGAAGCAUCUUAUCUAUAUCGCUGCGUUGGCACUCUUUUGAUUUCCCUUUCAAGGCUGUCAGAUCAACAGCGCGUCGCAUCUUCAAAGAAAAAAGGAAAAACAACAACUGUCGAUACGCAAAGGCAAAGGGAUUGCUGUGGACGCAUGUCUGCGCACUACGCGGGUUCCCUCCUGCUGAAGGCCGCGGUUGGUGCAACGGCUGCGGGGAGGAUGAGACUCGUCUCGCGCACCGCCCCGGCGCCGCUGCGCUUUUUGCAGCGUCGUCGUUGCUGGGAAGCGUAUAUCGGUGUGCGUUGCUGCUGCCACAACCCACGCCGUGCUGUCACGUCGGCCGCAGCCACUCCCUUCUCUAUCAAUGCGGCCGCGGCGGUGGAGCGAGGGGGCGCAGCCACUUCCACUUCUCCCCCUCCUGUUGCCGCCACGGACGAAGUCAGUGUGGUGUCCCGCCUUAGCAUCAGCCGCAACGCGACGGUGGCCUCGUCGUGGGAGACGGUGCCGAACUGGUGCGAGCUGUGCGUCGAGCCGAUCAACAACUGGGAUAACCACGUCGGCAAGCGCGAUCAUAUCUGCAUGGAGAUGACGCUGAAUGCCAUGGUGAGUCACCCGCGCAGCUGGGCGGCGGCAGACGUGUGGUGGAUGACGGAGGUGUUUCGCGAGCACUACGCGAAGCGGCCGCGCAAUCGACCUCGCACCCCAUCAGCGAACGUCCGCCGCAUGCUUCGUGCCGGCGUGUCGGUCCCUGCCGUGGACAGCCCUAUGAACAUCUUUUAUGAAGCCUUCGACAAGGGGGAGCCGGCGGACCGCCGCGAGGAAAUUCUGUUGCUGUUGAUGCAUCUCAAAGAGAAGGGUUUCCUGACGCUCUCGCCGGAGAACUUCUCGCACGCCGUCGCUCACGGGCAGCUCGUUCUUUUCAAGGAGCUCAUGCCGCUCAUGGCGCGUGUGUUCCCGGAUAGUGCGGUGCGCGGCUGCUCUGCCAUGACCUCGAUGACCUCCUCGUCCUUCAACGCGGAAACGACGUACCUGUUGUGUGGCAUGGAGGCGUUGAUUCCGCCGGAGCUGCUGCGCGCGUUCCUCAACCGGAAGUCCGCACCGCCCAAGUCGAAUGGAAACGGAGAGGGGGCGAGCAGCAAGGCGAGGGAGAUGCGCCGCGACGGCAGCGGAGACGAGGUACAGUCCGGCGAUGACGCGGGCGACACGGAGGCGAGCACUGAUGAAGAGGGCGUGCCGCAAGAUUUGCGGGCUAACAUGCCGCGUGCUGUUCUGGGCUCGCUGCGGUGGUCGCUGGAGCCCGACACGGCGCCGCCGCCGCCGGCCCUGUACCAACAGGAGAUGCGCUACGGCUACUACAGCACUCUCGCCGCACGGGCGUCGCGGCUGCUGCUGUCGGAGUUACUCUACGCCCGCGUGAGCGAGUCCGUCUACCGUGUGGAGGAGGUGAUGCGAUCAGAGCUUGGCCAAGAAAUGAUGCGGCGGCACAACUUGGCCCACUCUUUCUUCCCCCCGUCCUCGACAGCAAACACGAGCGGGGAGAGCAGCUUCGGCAGGGAUACGCAGACACGCGCCCUGUACGCACACCGUCUCGUGCCGCAUCUAUCGAACCACGGCAUCGUGGAGUUUACGGGUGGCGUGGGCUUGUGUGCGACCAAAGUGCUCGGCACCGUCAACUCCAACUACGCCAUCCAUCAGCAGGAGGCAAAGCGGGCUACGCGCAUGAAGACCCGCAAGCCGACGAAGCAACAGAGUGGUACACCGCUCACAUAUGCACGCACCGUCCGCGCCGGCUGA
Molecule: messenger RNA, 2532 nt
Organism: Leptomonas pyrrhocoris
Lineage: Eukaryota; Euglenozoa; Kinetoplastea; Trypanosomatida; Trypanosomatidae
Product: putative mitochondrial KREPB6 (KREPB6)
Exons: 1
Coding region: 892-2532 (546 amino acids)
Source: RefSeq, a predicted model, not a curated record